AUGGCCAGCUUCAUGUCCAAUUUCUUCCAGUCCGGUCGCGACAAGGCGGCCCAGGAGAUCGCCCGCCCCGUGACGCCCAGCAAAAACACAAACAACAACUUCCUCAACCCGCUCAACACCCCGCAGGGAAGCCCCAGCAAGAAGACACACCCGCCCGGCGCCCACGACUUGCCCACGGCCUUUGACAGUCCCAUGUCCCUCAAUACGGGCGAGGUAGACACGCCUGUCCGUCUUUCGCGUCCUCAGACCGUCGUCACCCCGCUCUCCCCAGCUAGGACCAACGCCCAACCCUUUGACGAAAGUAGCCUUGUCGCCGAUGAUAGUGUCUUGCACAAGGGACCGACGCCAGGCAGUCCUCUCCGGAAGCAGGGUCAGGAGAAUACCCCUCCGGUUCAACACAUGACACAUGCGGCGCUCUCGCGCCACCAGGCGUAUGAGGGCAAGGAGCGCCCUCUUACACCGGUUACCAAAAAGUUCAACACAUCGCGCGGCUUGACUGUCGAGGAACAUUUUCUCGACUACUAUUUUGAUCUUCUCACUUAUGUCGGUUCACGGCAGAAUCGUCUCGCCGCUUUCAACACCGAGUUCCCUGCACCCCCGGCGACCGAUGAUGCUGUUUUCAACCAGAUGUGGAGCAAAUAUGCCGGCCGCGAGCGUGCCAACCUUCGCAAACGCAGGGUCCGUCUUCGCCAGGGCGACUUUCAGAUCCUAACCCAGGUCGGCCAGGGUGGCUACGGCCAGGUAUUCCUAGCCCAGAAAAAAGACACGCGCGAAGUGUGCGCGCUCAAAGUCAUGAGCAAGAAGCUGCUGUUUAAGCUCGACGAGGUCCGUCACGUCCUCACCGAGCGUGAUAUUCUUACUACAGCAUCAAGCGAAUGGCUUGUGCGACUGCUCUACUCUUUCCAAGACGACAAGAGUAUCUAUCUUGCCAUGGAAUACGUCCCGGGCGGCGACUUCCGCACUCUACUUAACAAUACGGGUGUUUUGUCCAACCGCCAUGCCCGAUUUUAUAUUGCCGAAAUGUUCUGCUCGAUUGACGCCCUUCACCAACUCGGCUACAUCCACAGAGAUCUGAAGCCGGAAAACUUUUUGAUCGAUUCUAUUGGCCACGUGAAGCUGACCGACUUUGGCCUGGCCGCCGGUUUUCUGGCUCCCUCACGCAUCGAGUCUAUGCGUGUUAAACUGGAGGAGGCGUCCGAGACGUCGGUGCCCUUUGGAAAGCCUAUUGAGCAGCGCACCGUUUCGGAGCGUCGCGAGAGCUACAGAAACAUGCGCGACAACGACGUCAAUUAUGCCAAGUCGAUUGUCGGCUCGCCCGAUUACAUGGCUCCCGAGGUCCUUAGAGGGGAAGAAUAUGACUCGACAGUGGACUACUGGAGUCUGGGAUGCAUGUUGUUUGAGGCUCUGACUGGUUUCCCGCCUUUUGCUGGCGCCACGCCCGAGGAAACGUGGCGCAACUUGAAGCACUGGAAGGACGUGUUGAAGCGUCCUGUCUGGGAGGAUCCCACCUAUUUCCUGAGCAACCGCACAUGGAACUUCAUCACCACCUGCAUUAACUCGCGUGUGAGACGCUUCAACAAUAUUAAGGACAUUUACAACCACCAGUACUUUGCCGAGGUGGACUGGGCAACGUUGCGACAGACACGUGCGCCGUUUGUGCCCGAGCUCGACUCGGAGACGGACGCUGGCUACUUUGACGAUUUCGGUAACGAGGCCGACAUGGCCAAGUACAAGGAGGUGCACGAGAAGCAGCAGGCGCUCGAGACCAUGGCCGACCGCGAUGACGAUAUGAGCAAGAGCCUCUUUGUCGGUUUCACGUUUCGCCAUCGCAAAACUGCACAUGGCGAGGACGGCGGCAGCAGCAGCCCGCGCAAGAGGAUUCCCGUCGACGACGCCUUUGGCACGAUGCUCUAG
This is a messenger RNA of Cordyceps militaris CM01, 1914 nucleotides long. Its product is annotated as serine/threonine-protein kinase cot-1. Gene Ontology annotation, molecular function: protein serine/threonine kinase activity; ATP binding. Bases 1 to 1914 code for a protein of 637 amino acids. The transcript has 3 exons. The record is from RefSeq and is a predicted model, not a curated record. Lineage: Eukaryota; Fungi; Ascomycota; Sordariomycetes; Hypocreales; Cordycipitaceae. Gene Ontology annotation, biological process: intracellular signal transduction; peptidyl-serine phosphorylation. Gene Ontology annotation, cellular component: spindle pole body.